Molecule: messenger RNA, 2796 nt
Organism: Eimeria acervulina
Lineage: Eukaryota; Apicomplexa; Conoidasida; Eucoccidiorida; Eimeriidae
Exons: 2
Coding region: 1-2796 (931 amino acids)
Cellular component (GO): nucleolus; nucleoplasm
Source: RefSeq, a predicted model, not a curated record
AUGCAGCCAAUAGACUUUGCGGCUCUUCUUGCUGAAGCGCGAGCUGCUCGCAGGCAGCAGCUGCAGCAGCAGCAGCAAAAGAAGAAUCAGCAGCAGCAACAGCAACAGCAACAGCAGCAGAAACAGCAGCAGCAACAACAAGAGGAGCAGUGUCCUGACGGAGUCGGCUUGCCAGCAGGAAGCAGCAACAGCAGCAGCGCGGCCACCUGCUGCAGCAGGAAUCCAGUGAGCAGCAACAGCAGCAGCAGCAACAGCAGCAGCAGCAACAGCAGCAGCAGCAACAGCAGCAGCAGCAGCAGCAGUACCAGCAACAGCAGCAGCAGCAACAGCAGCACCAACGACGAACAAAAUGCCCCGCUGCAGUGGUCAAGCUGCAGCACUUCAUUUGUAUUUAAUUUGCUGCAGACGCAGAAGCCGAUUCAGCAGCACCAGUUGCUGCAGCAGUUGCAGCAGCAGCAGCAACAACAACAGCAGCAGCAACUUCUGCUGCUAGACCUCCGCAGCGCGGAUGCCUUCAACAACUGCCACAUAGCCCAGGCAACGCAUGCACAGACGCUUCUGCAGCAGCUUCUUUUGCUGCAGCAGCAGAAGCAGCAGAAGCAGCAGCAGCAGAAGCAGCAGCAGCAGCAGCGAGUGCGUGUAAUUGCUUAUGCAGAGGAUGAAGAGGCAACGCGGCGCCUCUUGGCAGCACCUGAGCAGCAGCCGGGCAGCAGCAGCAGCAGCAGCAACAGCAGCAGCAGCUACAGCAGGGUGUACCAGCUGCUGCGGCUGCUGCAGCAGCAGCAGCUGCUGCUGGAGCUGCGGUGUAUACCGCAGGGUUUUGUCGGGUUUUGUUUAGACUAUGGCUUCCUUUGCCUCAGCAGUGCAGCAGAAGCAGCAGCAGCAGAGCGGAUGCAUGCAGCAGCAGCAGCAGCACUAAUGAGUUACCCCCAGGAAAUCCUUCGAGGCCCACCAGCAGCAGAACCAGCAGCAGCAGCAACAGCAGCAGCAGCAGCAGCAGCAGCAGUGCCUUUCAAAGGCAACGCGUCGGUUGAAAGGCCCUCUGUAUGGCGCCCAGCAGCAGCUGCUGCUGCUGCUUCCGCCUCCCCUGCUGCUGCUGCUGCGCUGCUGCGGUACUCUAUCGAUGUUAAUGAUAUGCUGCAGCAGGUGCUGCAGCGACUGGGCGCCACUGGCUGCAGCUGCAGCAACAGCAGCAGCAGCAACAGCAGCAGUUUUUGCUCGGGGUCUGUGUUGAUUGUAGCGGAUGAUGAUGCAUGCAGCCGCAGCGCAGCAACCCUAAUCCUUGCUGCUGCCAUCAGCAGCAGCAGUAUCAGCAGCAGCAGCAGCAACAGCAGCAGCGGCGGCAGCAGCAGCAGCAGCAAGGACCCGAUGGGCGCUCUAGCACAAGUGCUGCGCAGGUGGAAGGAUGCGGUGCUGCUGCCGCAGCACAUGCAACAGCUGAGGCGCUGCAGCAGCAGCAGCAACAGCAUCAGCAGCAGCAGACGCAACGUGGCCACCCGCAGCAGCAGCAGCAGCAGAAGCAGCAGCACAGGAGAGGAGGAUGACCUGCUGCUGCAGCAAGCAGUGACAGAGACCCUCGCUCUGUAUACAGCACCGCAAACCCCACGCCUCUCUGCAGCAGCAACAGCAGCAGCAGCAGCAAACAAUGUUGCUGUUGCUGUUGCUGCUGCUUUUCAAGCCGCUCUCAUCAGGUUGCUUCAGUUUGAGGGCUUAGAUGAUACAGCCGAUCAGCAGCAGCAGCAACAGCAGCACCAGCAGCAACAGCAGCAGCACCAGCAGCUAGACAUUGCAGCAGAUGCUUUGGUCAGGGCAUUGUGCAGAGGGGAGGAAGAUGCAGCAGCAGCAGCAAUUAGCAGCUUUGCUGCUGCGGGGCUUCAGCCUGCAGCAGCAGCAGGAACAGCCAAUCCCUGGUGCUGCUGCUGGUGGCUGCUGGCGGACCUCAUUGGAAUACUCUGCGUGCAGCAGCAGCAGCAGCAGCAGCAGCAGCAGCAGCAGCAGCAGGUACAGCAACAGCAGGUGCUCGGCGGGUUGCUGCUGCUACUAGAACGGGGGCUCCUGUUGAAAGAUACGUCUGUAGCAGCAGCAGCAGCAGCAGCAGACUGCUGCUGCCCCACAGGCAUUGCGCUCUUGAAUGCCACCAUCUUGUGGCAGCAGCAGCAACAGCAGCAGCAGAAGCAGCGCGAGCUGCUGCAGCACCAGGGAGAACAGCUGCAGGAGAUGCUGCUGCAGUUUUUGGGCGCUGAGGGCUCCGCGCUGCUUACAGCAGCAGAGGCAGCGACCCUAAGUAACAGCAGCAGCAGCAACAGCAGCAACAGCAACAGCAGCAGCAGCAGCAGCAGCAGCAGCGGAGAGGUCCUCUAUGGCAUUUCUACUGAGGGGCUCCGUUGCAGUGCAGUCGCCCUGUACUGCUUCUUCUUGCAGCCUUUGCUGCUUGCUGUGCUGCAGCAGAAGCAGCAGCAGCAGCAGCAGCAGCAGCACAGGGAGCUGCAGCAGAGACUGAAGCUGCUACGACUGUCAGUGUGGGGUGAUAAAAUCCCCUCUCUUGCUGCAGCAAGUGCAGCAGCAACUGCAGCAGCGCCAGCUGUCUCCCUCCUUACCAGCAGCAGCAGCAACACCAGCAGCAGCAGGAGCAACAGCAGCAGCAGCAGCAGCGCAGUGCCCGACACGCUGCAGACCGUGCUGCGGCCGUUUGUGCUGCUGCUGGAUGAGCUUAGCAGCAGCGGCAGCAGCAGCGAGCAGGAUAGCAGCAAAUUGUUUCGCGGCUGGGGUAUACAUACAGCUGAGGACUGUCUUUAA